AUGUCAGAAUUAUUCGCCACUUAUGAAUCUGAUUUGCAAUUGGCGUUACAAGAAGCCAAGUCCAAAUUAGCUCAAAUAUCGUCAGCAGAUGGAAAAGAUGAACGUAAGCAGUUUUUAAGGGCCAUUGAGACGGCAACGGAUGAAUGCUUAGAGGUAUUGGAUCAAAUGAGUAUAGAAGUGCAAAACUUACCCUCCAAUCAAAGAUCAACGUAUAACACGAAGAUACGUCAGUAUAAAUCGCAGGUGGAGGAUAGUAAAGAUAGACUAAAGAAAUUGUUGGACGACCAAGAUAAAUACGAGUUAUUUGGAAACAGAUACACAGACGAUGACUCGCAUGAUGAUAUACACGAUUCUCAACGUAAGCAGUUGUUGAAUAACAAUUCUUCGCUUGAAAGAACGUCCGAGAGAUUGAGAGACAGUCAACGAAUAGCUCUCGAAACAGAAAAUAUUGGGGGUAACAUUCUUAACGAUUUAAGAUCCCAGAGAGAGCAAAUUACGGGAUCCAGAAACACCUUAAUGACGGCGGAUGGAUAUGUCGACAAGUCAAUUAAAACUUUGAAGUCAAUGAGCAGAAGAUUAACUGCAAAUAAAUUUAUAAGCUAUGCUAUUAUUGCAGUGUUGAUUUUAUUAAUAUUUUUAGUACUUGCAAGUAAAUUUUGGUAA
Molecule: messenger RNA, 663 nt
Organism: Debaryomyces hansenii CBS767
Lineage: Eukaryota; Fungi; Ascomycota; Pichiomycetes; Serinales; Debaryomycetaceae
Gene: VTI1
Product: v-SNARE protein
Exons: 2
Coding region: 1-663 (220 amino acids)
Biological process (GO): intra-Golgi vesicle-mediated transport; macroautophagy; vesicle fusion with Golgi apparatus
Cellular component (GO): Golgi apparatus; endoplasmic reticulum membrane; ER to Golgi transport vesicle membrane
Molecular function (GO): SNAP receptor activity; SNARE binding
Source: RefSeq, a predicted model, not a curated record